CUCGCCCAUGGCACAUUGAACGUCAAAAUAUCAUAGUAAGGGGCCUUGGAUCUCAGACAAUCCCUUAUAGAGGUGCAUAUGCUUCGUGUAUAGCAGGCUGCGGCUGGAUUCCUGACCUUUUCACUACACCGCCUCUUCGUGCUACUGAACAUGCGAAGCCACAUUGGCCCAUGGAGGACUGCUGCCAAUGGCCACCUAACUCCCGAUGCCAACGGUGACGCGAAAACUGAUUAUUCAAGAUGGAGAUUGCUCGAUGACCGUGGCCGUCAGACCUGGCAUUAUCUAGAAUCCGAUGAGGAAAAUCUUGCAUGGCCCCAAUCCGUUGCUGAUAAGUAUCACCUUGGCCUGGACACGGGCCUCCCAGAGCUUCCACCUGCCAAAACCCCACUGCAAGCAGCUGAAAAUGGCUUGCAUUUCUUCUCAAAGUUGCAGCUCCCUCCGGGAAACUGGGCCUGCGAGUAUGGAGGUCCGAUGUUUCUGCUUCCAGGAAUCAUCAUCACUUACUAUGUGACAAAUACGCCGAUUCCUCCCGAAUAUGCAACGGAGAUUAGAAGAUACCUCUUUGCCCGCCAGAACCCCAAAGAUGGUGGCUGGGGUUUGCACAUCGAAGCUCACAGCUCUGUAUUUGGAACAUGCAUGAACUAUAUCACGUUGCGACUGCUGGGUGUGAGUGAGGAUGAUCCUCGCAUGAUCAAAGCUCGUGGACUUUUGCAUAAAUUUGGUGGAGCCAUAUACGGACCGCAUUGGGCCAAGUUCUGGCUUAGUGUCCUUGGUGUCAUGGACUGGAGUUGCGUCAAUCCAGUUCCCCCUGAGUUGUGGCUUCUCCCAGAUUGGGUUCCCUUUGCUCCCUGGCGCUGGUGGAUUCAUAUGCGCCAAGUUUUCCUACCAAUGUCUUAUCUUUGGUCGAAGAAAUUUGUGUAUCCAUUGAAUGAUCUUACCAAGCAGCUCCGGGAAGAGAUCUAUACGCAGCCGUACGACUCUAUAGACUUUGCUAGCCAUCGCGGCUCCAUACACAAAGCCGAUAAUUAUUACCCCAAGACCUGGCUGCUGAAUCUGAUCAAUUUUCUCUUAGUGACCAUUUGGAACCCAUUUCUCCGGUUUGCUGCAUUGGUGAAACGUGCAGAGGAAUGGACUUGGGAACUGAUCCGUAUGGAAGAUGAAAACACAGACUAUGCCGGCCUGGGCCCCGUCAGUAACCCGAUGAACAUGAUUGCUUGUUACAUUCAUGAUGGUCCAGAUAGCUAUUCGGUGCUCCGUCAUAGAGAGCGUCUGAAUGACUACAUGUGGAUGAACAACGAGGGCAUGCUGGCGAAUGGUACCAAUGGUGUGCAGGCAUGGGAUACGUCCUUCAUCACUCAGGCUGUCGUGGUUGCAGGGUUCGCGGAUGACCCCAAAUGGCGGCCUAUGCUCACCAAGGCUCUGGAAUUCCUCGAAGACCAUCAAAUGCGAGAGAAUGUACCGGACCAGGAGAAAUGCUACCGACAGCAUCGGAAGGGCGCUUGGCCAUUUAGCACCAAAACUCAAGGAUACACCGUCAGUGACUGCACGGCGGAGGGUCUAAGGUCUGCCAUUCAAUUGCAAGAAAUGCACAACUUUCCCAAAUUGAUUUCCGUGGAGAGGCUGAAGGAUAGCGUUGACUGUCUACUGCUCAUGCAAAACCCUUCUGGUGGAUUUACCGAGUAUGAGACCACUCGGGGCUCCCCUAAAAUCGAAUGGCUCAAUGCAGCCGAAGUUUUCGGCGGCAUUAUGAUUGGAUAUGACUAUCCUGAAUGUACCACGGCAUCUGUCACGGCACUCUCCUUGUUCAGCAAGUUCUAUCCGGACUACCGUGCUGAUGAUAUCAGAGCCGUCAAAGACAAGGCAGUCAAGUACAUCAAACGUGUACAAAGAGCGGAUGGAAGUUGGUACGGGUCAUGGGGUAUUUGCUUUACUUAUGCUGCUAUGUUCGCUUUGGAGAGCUUGGCCAGUAUUGGCGAAACUUACGAGACAAGCGAAUUUUCUCGCCGUGGCUGUGACUUCCUCCUUUCGAAGCAGAAAGAAGACGGCGGUUGGGGCGAAUCUUACCUCAGUUCUGAGCUACACGUUUAUACGCAACACAAACAGUCACAAGUUGUGCAGACUGCCUGGGCUUGUCUUGCGUUGAUGGAGGCGGGCUACCCACAUAAGGAGCCAUUACAGAAGGCCAUGAAGUUGCUGAUUACGCGACAGCAGCGGAAUGGGGAGUGGUUGCAGGAAGCCAUCGAGGGUGUCUUUAACCAGUCCUGCAUGAUUUCAUAUCCCAAUUACAAGUUCUAUUGGCCCAUCCGAGCCCUGGGGCUUUAUAGCAAGAAAUUCGGCAACGAGGAACUGCUCUAGAUGCACCGCGAGACUUCCGAGAAAUCUGUUAGAAGAACGAAAAGUAUACAAAUGAGACUACAGUUGUUUAUUUAAUGAAUUAUUAGAAUAGUCAUUUACUGAAAUAAAAUGACAUUUUCCCUAUCCGCGAUAAUAAUUUAUGCACCUCUGUACCUUACGAAAAGUGGGAUUCUCACAAGAAGAGUUUAUGACUAUAAUAUGAUCCCCAGUUUGAG
Monascus purpureus is the source of this 2570-nucleotide messenger RNA. The record is from the annotation of a GenBank genome assembly. Lineage: Eukaryota; Fungi; Ascomycota; Eurotiomycetes; Eurotiales; Aspergillaceae.